AUGAGUGUUAUUAUCUAUUGUUUCACUUUAAUAUCAUUGCUUACAUUCGAAACUAAUGCUUAUCGAGGUGAUUUUAUGACUAGUGUAAGAGAUGGUUACAAUCGAUAUGAUCCAGAUUCAACACUCAAUGGCUUUUUUCCAUUUUGGGGUGUUGUUCUUUUAUUACUCUCAUUUAUAUUUCUCUUGGUUGCUGGUCUUGGUCUUGUCGGUUAUUUAGUUGGUUGUCGAUCACCACCAGAAAGUCUUCGUCAACAACUUAAUCCAGCAACUUUUUAUGCUUGA
Molecule: messenger RNA, 282 nt
Organism: Rotaria sordida
Lineage: Eukaryota; Metazoa; Rotifera; Eurotatoria; Philodinida; Philodinidae
Source: the annotation of a GenBank genome assembly